UUUGAGAUAUAUAAAGUGAGCAUAUAUCCGUGUUAUAAUCGUUUUUAUCAUCACUCACAACAUCAGCAUCUCCAAAGCAAUCGAACACUUCUUAUCCAUCGUACUGCUUGCUCAAAACAAUACAUCCAACGCAAAGUCUAUCUAUCAACCCAACCUCAUCAACUCCACCACCGACCCCACAACAAUCAACUAUCUCUACUAGAAAAUGCUGUCCCCAACCUACCUCACCAUCCUCCUCGCUACCCUAACCACCACCACCCUCGCCGCCCCAACAAUUUCCACCAACAUCAAACCCCCCAUCACCCCAAACCCUAAACCCACCACAAAGCCCUCCACCUCGCCAUCCUCCCCGCCCAAAAACCACCCCCGCGGCCAAGGCGAAGCGCACUACGUGCGCAACUGGGACGAAGGCGGCCGCAAGCGCUACGAAUACGACUUCAAAGGCGUCUCAUGCAACGACAUCGACAUUGCCGUAGUCACCGCUGGCGGGAUCCCGGGCCCCGCGGGCAUGAAUUUCCAGUGCGGGUGGAAGGGUACCCGCGAGGGGUUUUUGCAGUUCGAUGUUAGUGUUGUUGAGGGCGUUGCUGGGGCUGCUGUUGUUAGUAAUGGGGUUGGAGCCGCGACGGGGCAGAGUUGUGGGGAUAGUGGGUUUUGUCCUUGA
This is a messenger RNA of Periconia digitata, 661 nucleotides long. Lineage: Eukaryota; Fungi; Ascomycota; Dothideomycetes; Pleosporales; Periconiaceae. The record is from the annotation of a GenBank genome assembly.